Molecule: messenger RNA, 2079 nt
Organism: Pieris napi
Lineage: Eukaryota; Metazoa; Arthropoda; Insecta; Lepidoptera; Pieridae
Product: serine/threonine-protein kinase ATR-like
Exons: 7
Coding region: 41-1507 (488 amino acids)
Biological process (GO): phosphatidylinositol-mediated signaling; phosphatidylinositol phosphate biosynthetic process
Cellular component (GO): membrane; cytoplasm; nucleus
Molecular function (GO): phosphatidylinositol kinase activity
Source: RefSeq, a predicted model, not a curated record
GCUUUCAGAAGUGGAAGAGAAGUACAAUACAUUAACCCAGAUGUAUGAGACAAUAGAGCUAAGUGGGGGAGUUCGCCAAGCGGGGUCUAUUGUAGACAUUCUUCUAUCUUGUAUGCUGAGAUUGCCACAGAAAUAUCGCCCACAAGCCGUCCUAGAUAAGCUGUCAGAUGCAAGUAAAGACUUGGAGGAGUACCAGCGUGAAGCAGCACAUGAAUGUGGGGUGGGAAUAGCUCAAAUGGAAAAUGAAUGGGCCCCUCUAUUGGCCCUAGUGAGGGACACCCAGCAUGACUUAUUUCGCAUGUGUUCUUUGCUCCUUCGAGCUGCAUCUUCAGAGGAUGAGGAAAGAUGGCGUGAGGCCGUUCGGCAAGCUCGUCUAACGUAUCCACAUAAAUUCGACACCUUGUCAGAUGAAGAAAUAGCAGAGGACGCAGUCCAAACUAUAAAAAUGGUACAAAAAACGGCGCAAGCAGCAUUAGAUGCGCAAGGCCAUAAUGUUCUUCUGCCUUUAAUAAAUCUCAGUCCGGCAUUGACUCGUUCUGUAUCUGAAUCUCCUACACUAGCGUCUCUUCUUGGCUUGCCCCCACACUUACGAGUAUAUUACUUCGAGCAGAAUGUAGAAGUGUUCGUAGAUAGUGCACGACGGCCGUGCGUACUGUGUGCGCGUUUGACGAACGGGUCCGUUCGCCGUUGGCUGAUCAAAGCUGAAUCGCCACGAGCUGAUCGAGCCGCUUUCGCCGUGGCUCAUGCUUUACGUCGCUUGCAUCCGUUGAGGGCACAAUAUGUCGGCAGCUAUGUUGUCCGAGCACUGACUUCAGACUGCUCCCUAAUGGAGUUCCUAGAGGACCACAAGCGUCUAGACGAGCUCGCUUCAAACAAUUCAGCGCUAGCUCUACGCGAAGCGAUGCGCAAGCGCAGUGUUACCGCUCAGCACUUUCUAGACAAACAGAGAAGAUUUACCGAAACUGUAGCAGCCGGUACUGUGCUGACUGCGCUUUUAGGAGUUGGCGAUCGGCAUCCGCAGAAUUUACUCGUGAGCGAAGAAGGGGCGUUGGUGCACGUGGAUUGGGCGUGCUCGCCCCGACAUGAUAUGCUGGCCGUUGAACCAACUCCAGUUCGACUCACGCGUAACAUGAUAGCAUUAGCUACUCCUGGACUGGAGAGCCUAAUACUGGAAUGGAGUGAAUUGAUUCGGGAAUACGCCCCUGAAAUGAUUGCUACUUUGCGGGUAGUCUAUCGAUACUUACCUAACUCUCAACUCUUCAAGCUGGAAAUGAUGGAGCAGCUCGUGCGUGGUCAGCUUGUCAGCCAUCAGCUGCCGUUGCAGCAUUUAAAGCAUCAGCAAAGGCGAUGUGCUUCUCUCGAAUCCGUUCUUGCUGAUCGAUUCCAAGACUUUCCUGACAAGGAAUCAUAUUCGGUACAAGAGCAGACAGACACACACUCAAGACGCCAGUCAACAUGGAAGCUUUCUAAACACCACGAUAAAAACAUGGGUGGUUCUUCCUGGUGAAGACUCUAUGACUGUGGAAAUGACUACGUCCUAGCUGGUAAAGAUAAGUAUGAAGUUGAGGCGAUUACAGCGCCAUCUUUUCUAUCUAAGCGGAACUAUUUCACUCGGUAUGUAUCGCACUUCAUGGCUAAGUAUACAUUGCUUCUUCAUUAUACAAUGCUGUAUGUUUUCCUUCUCGGCACAUAAUAUCGGUUUUAUUUUUAUGUAAAACCGUCAUAUUAAAAGGGAAAUCUAUAUUCUUAAAAUUAUUGAAUUUCAAUUAGACAGUCAAUUGCACUUUUUGUCUCUUUCCGUCAAAGUGUGUUUACACCGUGGUGUAGAGAUGAUAUGAAGAUAUGAUAUCACUCGAUGAGUAGCAUUGAUAUUGAUACAUUAGAGUUACUUCAAAGUUCUAGUUAAAGUUACCAAUAUCGAUAACUUUGAAUUUGUCUAAUUAAUUAGACGAUUGAUAGUGUACGAGUAUUUCGCCAAUGUAUUUCGACUAAAUAUUUUAAAAAUUUGGUUUUUUAAUGAAUUUUUCAUUUAACUAUAAUGAAAAUCUUCCCGGAAGUCAUUUUUUUUACGAAAUAGUA